This is a messenger RNA of Grus americana (Whooping crane), 1106 nucleotides long. RefSeq names its product transmembrane protein 179B (gene TMEM179B). The coding region runs from base 48 to 674 and encodes 208 amino acids. Lineage: Eukaryota; Metazoa; Chordata; Aves; Gruiformes; Gruidae. The record is from RefSeq and is a predicted model, not a curated record. The transcript is spliced from 5 exons.
GCCGGGCCGAGCGGGGAAGGGGGGGGUGUGGGGGGGGCACACGGAAGAUGGCCGUGUCCGUCCUGCGGCUGGCGGAGCUGGGCCUCCACGGAGCCGCCUUCCUCUGCGGCAUCGUCUGCGCGUCGGCCCUCACCGUGGCGCAGGGAGAGUUCGGAGGCCGGUGCGUCCUGUACGGCACGGUGAGCUGGAACGGGAGCGCGCUGGUGCCCAGGUCCUUCAGCCACAUCUCGCUCUGCUAUUUCGUCUCGGCCGUCUCGGUGGCCGUGGCCCUGUGCUGCUUCUCCGCGCUGCUCUACGGCAUCUACGGCUGCUGCACCGAGGAGUCCCGGUGGGACCGCACCUGGCUCAGCAUCGCCCUGGUCGUCGCCUUCGUCGUCCUCUUCUUCCUCCUCGUCUCGGCCUGCAUCCUCCGCGUGGGGAUGGACGCGCUCUGCGCCUCCAUUGUGCAAACCAAGAGUUUGUCCGGCUGCCAGGAGGCUGAGCGCAAGCCGUGGGCGUCCUACAGCCCGACCCGCUUCUACAGCAACCUCUACAGCGCGCAGGCGUCGGCCUGGGUGAGCGUGUCCCUGUGGUGCCUGCUGAGCGCCGGGCUGCUGCUCCGCCGGAGGAUGGACGUGCCCUUCCCGCGGCCCAACGCCCCCGAGACGGAGCCCAUCUUCGGGGGGCGGCCCUGAAGGCAGCGGGGGGAAGGGGCGCGGGGGACACGGGCGGGGACGCCGGACACCCCCACCCCCCCACCCCCCCCCAACCGUCACGGAGGCGUUUUUGGGUGCGGAGCGCCAUUAAAGAUGACGUUUCCCCCGGAAAAACGCCGGGUCCGGCCCGGGGCGCCGCGCGGGUUUUCGGGGAGGGGGGGAAGUGGCGGGGCAGGGGGGGUCGCUCUGUCGUUAACCGGGCAGACGGGGGUGCACCGCUCCCGGAGGCACCGCAAUACCGGGACGAUGCGCGGAGCGGAGGGAGCAAGCUCCGGGGCCAACUCCCAGCACCAAAAAGCCGUUUAAUACAGAGCCCUCUCCUCGCGGCCGUAUCAGACAUUAAACUGAUAAGAACAGGCACUGCACGUGACCUUAGCCAAAAGGCCGAGGAGCGAGACCUCACCCCCCGCC